GAUGCUGUUUUGACGAAACGUCAGUCCGUUUCAUCAAAACAGGCGACGCGUCGUGUAUCGCGGUACACAGAGAGUCAAGUGAGCCCUGCAUCAGACGUUUCAACUGGACAGGACAGGUGAAGACUAAGGAUAUUGUUCUCUACUCAAAUUGUGUUUGUGAAGAUGUUCCUACAGCUCUGCGUAAGUUACCUCCAGUGCAUCUUUGCAGCUGUUCUGGCCUGGAUCGGUGUGCGCGUACCGCAGGUGCACGGCACAUCACAGUUCUGUUCUACAGAAAAAGUCAAUCCAGCUGCUAUCAAGGAGGUGAACAAUGUUAUUUCUCAAGCGGCGGCAACUCCAAGCAGUGUCAAUUAUCAUUUUACCCGACAGUGCAAUUAUAAGUGCGGUUUUUGUUUCCACACUGCAAAAACGUCUUUUGUCCUACCUAUUGAGGAAGCAAAGAGAGGUUUACAGCUUCUGAAGGAAUCAGGACUGGAAAAAAUUAACUUUUCAGGCGGAGAGCCUUUCAUACACGACAAAGGUGAUUUCUUGGGGAAAUUAGUCCAAUACUGCAAACACGACCUCCAGCUCCCAAGUGUCAGUAUUGUCAGCAAUGGCAGCAUGAUCAGAGAAAAGUGGUUCCAAACUUACGGCGAAUACCUGGACAUUCUGGCCAUUUCCUGUGACAGCUUUGACGAGGACACCAACCAGAUUAUUGGCAGAGCCCAGGGCAGGAAGAGCCACCUGGACAACCUUUUCAAGGUCCGUGAGUGGUGCCGGAAGUACAAAGUGGCGUUCAAAAUCAACUCUGUGAUCAACACCUUCAAUGUGGAUGAAGACAUGAGAGAAAACAUCACCAAACUCAACCCUGUACGCUGGAAGGUGUUCCAGUGUCUGCUGAUCGAUGGUGAGAACGCUGGGGAGAAUAGUCUGAGGGAGGCAGAGAGGUUUCUCAUCAGUGACCAGCAGUUUCAGGACUUCCUGGAUAAUCACAGCAGCAUCAGCUGCCUGGUACCAGAGUCCAAUCAGAAGAUGAGAGAUUCCUACCUCAUUCUGGAUGAAUAUAUGCGUUUCCUGGAUUGCCGAGAGGGGAAGAAAGAUCCAUCCAAGUCCAUCCUUGAUGUUGGCGUGGAAGAGGCCAUUCAGUUCAGUGGCUUUGACGAGAAGAUGUUCCUAAAGAGAGGAGGGAAAUAUGUGUGGAGCAAAGCUGACAUGCGGCUCGAGUGGUGAUCCACACAUUAUAAUCAGCUAUUGCUACACUUCUGUAUGUAUUUUCUAUAAAAAAAUAGUUUCCGCCUGUAUAACUGCACUUUACACUUAAAUAUUUAUGAUAUUCUAAAAGUUAUGUUGGAAUCUUUUACUGCUAUAUGUUGAGGCGUUUGAGUACCUUUAAUUAGUAGUAAAAUCACACAACACAGCUAUUCUACAGGGACAACUAUUCAAUCACUCACUAUCCCACAGGAUAAUACUACCUUUUUGUAUGCCCAGUUUUGUUUGAAUUUUCUUAUAUACCCUGUUAUCCAAAUGUGUUUACAUUUUCUAUUCACCAACCAAGAGGCUUAUUUGCACUUUCAUUUAGCAUUUGGAAUUUAGCACUUUGAUUGAAGUGUAGGGAAUUUAUUAAUUGCAGUGUUACAUCUCUGUGUUUGUAAUGUAUCUCAAAUAAAUACAACAUUUUGACAUUG
Salvelinus fontinalis (brook trout) is the source of this 1664-nucleotide messenger RNA. It is a transcript of the gene rsad2, whose product is annotated as radical S-adenosyl methionine domain containing 2. Gene Ontology annotation, molecular function: catalytic activity; 4 iron, 4 sulfur cluster binding. Gene Ontology annotation, cellular component: endoplasmic reticulum; mitochondrion; lipid droplet. The record is from RefSeq and is a predicted model, not a curated record. The transcript has 6 exons. Gene Ontology annotation, biological process: positive regulation of immune response; defense response to virus. NCBI's taxonomy places the organism in Eukaryota, Metazoa, Chordata, Actinopteri, Salmoniformes, Salmonidae. Bases 163 to 1209 code for a protein of 348 amino acids.